This is a messenger RNA of Morone saxatilis (striped sea-bass), 742 nucleotides long. Its product is annotated as cocaine- and amphetamine-regulated transcript protein-like. Gene Ontology annotation, molecular function: neuropeptide hormone activity. The record is from RefSeq and is a predicted model, not a curated record. The coding region runs from base 55 to 378 and encodes 107 amino acids. Gene Ontology annotation, biological process: negative regulation of appetite; positive regulation of MAPK cascade; G protein-coupled receptor signaling pathway. The transcript is spliced from 3 exons. NCBI's taxonomy places the organism in Eukaryota, Metazoa, Chordata, Actinopteri, Moronidae.
CCGCUGACUUCCCACUUAGAAGAGAAGGACUCCUCCUCUUUGUGUUUCAGCACCAUGGUCAGCGCUCGAGCUCUCCUCCUCGCGGCUACCUGCUGCUGCGCCUACCUGUGCCUCGCUCGUGCGGAGGACUCCUCGCUGGAGACGCGCUCGUUGGAUUUCCCCCUGAAGAGCCAGCAGGAGAAAGACCUGAUUGACGCGUUGCAAGAGGUUUUGGAGAAGCUGAGGAGCAAAGAGAUGCCCUUAGAGAAAAAGCUUGGCUGGCUGCCUUCGUGUGACGCAGGGGAACCGUGCGCCGUGCGUAAAGGCGCGCGUAUCGGCACGCUGUGCAGCUGUCCCCGGGGGACUGCCUGCAACUUUUAUGUUCUCAAAUGUUUGUGAAGAGAGAGCUCAGGGGAGUUUUGAGUGACACAACAUGUUUCCAUUCUCUUUGUGAAGAAAAUAAAAAACGCGAUGUAAUAUGUGAUUCAUAAAGGACGCUUUUCUUUUAUAAACUUGGACUGAAAAACAGAGUUUAAAGGUCUGUAGUCAUUUGUCUUUAUGAGUGUUCAUGAUCGUGGCACAGGAGGGAAGUUAUCUGUGUGGGAUUGUGGCAUCUUGUGACAUACUUUGAAUGCAGUUUUCUGUCAUAAAACCUCGGUUUCCCUUAUCAUUUUGUUUGGGUUUUUGUUUGUUGUUGUUCCUGUUAUGGGGGAAGACAGUAAAGCUGUAUCCUAGCAUCGGUUUCUAAACAUAUUUGUAAGAU